AUUUUCCACCGCAACGAUGACUGGCAUGACCUCGUCGAUGACCGCUGCGGCGCCACCGGCCGCUGGCCGCUCGUUCUUGGCAGCGCCCACGGCCGCGACGCCCGGCGACGAGAGCGAAGGCGAAGACGAGUACCAGGAGCGGUUGGCGCGGCGCUGGUCGUGCAAUGCGAUCCGGCUCAAGAUUCAAAAGUUCCUCGCGACCAAGGUCAUGACGCAGACCGCGUUCCUUAAGGCGAUUCGAUCCAACGCCAACUCGUACCAGCGCUUCAUGAAGCAGACGGGCGUCAGUGGCGGCAGCGGCAACCAGACGUAUUGGAACUCGCUUCCGUUCUUUGACGAGCUCGCGAAGAAGGAAAAGAAGGAGAAGGCCGACGCCAAGAAAACAGGCGCCAAGCGCAAGGCGGAUACGACGACCGACGAAGCGCCGCGUGCCAAGAAGAGCGCCAGUGGUUCUGAUCGUCUGGCAGAAAUUGACGCGGUCGAGCUCGACGAAGACGCGCCCGUGUACGACGACUGCGACGUUGUGCGGGACCACUUGCAGCAGUUCUUCCUCGCGAAGGAGGCCAGCCAAGUGAAUCUCGCCAAGCACCUCGGCUUCUCGAUCACGCCGCUGCGGAACUUUCUCAUGAAGAAGGGGCGACGCGAGGGCAGCGGUAGCGCCGUGUAUGGCGCCGCGUACCGGUUCUUUGAGAAGCGGCGGCUCCUUGACGGCGUGCCCAAGUCGGCCAAGCGACUCAAGAUUGAGAAAACGCUGCCCGAGGGCUACCCCUUGAGGAAGGACCCGACGCACUACUACCUUCUUCCUGGCGAGGAAGUGCCCGUGCUGCCCUAUUAGCAUCCGUGCUGAACGGCACGUAGCAGCUCAUCGAGCCGACUGACACAUACAUGUAAUACAACGAAUCCGACACUUUCAACACCC
Messenger RNA from Saprolegnia parasitica CBS 223.65, 919 nucleotides. RefSeq lists its product as hypothetical. Bases 17 to 835 code for a protein of 272 amino acids. The record is from RefSeq and is a predicted model, not a curated record. The transcript has a single exon. Lineage: Eukaryota; Oomycota; Saprolegniomycetes; Saprolegniales; Saprolegniaceae.